AUGAUGUUGUACUUGCUGAAUCACAAAGAUGUCAAUGUGAAGCGACUUUCUUGGUCGACUUUGCACAGCUCUGUUGCCAUUUUUAUCAGCAUGCUUUUAUUCAUGUCGACAAAGUCUCUUUGGAUCCUCAUGGCCGGACAUACUUUGGAUGGCACCCCAGCUGGUGUUGCCUUGAGCUGGACUCGCUAUGUGGUGGUUUGGAUCCUUGGCCCUGUCAUACUUCUUCGCCGUGGCGUAGAUGAUGAAUCAAGAGAAGCCUGGUGCUCCAUUGUCCAAUGGUUUACAGCCUUUUGCGGCGCAGAUGCUUUUGGUGAAUUGAUGAUGACAAGCGUCUUCUCAGCAUCAGUUGGUGCUCAGUUUGGUGGUUUCAUCCUGUGUUGCUUCAUCAUUUGGCUACAAUGCUUCGGUGCAUGCUGGGCUCGGCACUUUGUUGCCCUUGCAGCUUCAACUGACCGGGAGAUGAAGGAGAAGUGGGCAGAUUCUUGGCAAGUUGCGGAGACAACUUAUGCAGGAUACAUUCUCGGCCUGACUUUGUCAAUGUGGACGAGAUUUGCAACCUCUGGGAUCCCGACAGGUGCCUAUGGUCAACCACCAGGACAGACUGGAGCGCAUUCUGGUUUGCUUGCUUUGUGGACGGGCACUGCAGUUCUGGUUGGUUUUAUUGUUAUUGGUUUGGUCCACCGACUUGGAGCUCCUGAAAGGAGCUGGACCAGUCGCCGUUUCUCCCAAAUGACAACAUCAAUCAUGGCAAUGUUUUGUGCUUGGAUGUCACUUUACACCUUGGAGUGGGAGUUUCUGUACUAUACCAAUGCCAGCGGAUUUGGUGGACAGGCAGCUGAUAUCAACGCCAGCAUUCUACUGGCAAUUUGCUCUUCCGUCUUUAUGUUUGCAAUCAUGCGGAUUAUUGACUUCAUUGCUGACCGGACAGGCAGUCCAUCGGUGCGAUCAACAGCUAUCUUCUGCGAGCUGUUCAUAGGGCUGACUUGGCAGCGGGUCUUCUACAUGGCAAUCCGGUUGUCUGGACGCCAGUACAAGCAAGCAGAGCGAGUGAUCGAUGUUGUGUGCAUGUGGUCGUUGGCAGCCAUAUGUAGUCCGGCAUGGUCUUUCUACAUCCUUCCGUUCUUCCUGAAAGCCAAAGAGGAGGCUGAUAAGAAGAGACAGCUGCAACGACGCAUUUUAGUAGCUUCUUGUUGCUAG
Molecule: messenger RNA, 1197 nt
Organism: Durusdinium trenchii
Lineage: Eukaryota; Dinophyceae; Suessiales; Symbiodiniaceae
Source: the annotation of a GenBank genome assembly